AACCGUCAACUUCAACUCAACGGGCUCUAGCAAUCCCAUACGUUUCAUUGUCAAUCAACAGUACUCCAAAAGCUCAAUUUAUCUCACUUCGCCAAUAUGUCGGCCCCAGAGGAUUAUAUGUCGGAUGAAUGGACUGGCACUGACUCGGAAAUCAACUCAGACGACCUGACAGAUAUCUGCACAAACGACGGCUCAGACGACGGCUCAGAUGGAGGCUCAGAAGAGGUUCCAGAGAUUGACCCUGAGGUCUUUGGUCCUCUUGCAAACAUCACUGCGGAGUCACUCAUAGCUCUCGCCUCUCGAAUCGCCAAGGAUGUCCUUCAUGUUUCUGCAGAAAACGCAACACUCGUGAACCGACUCAGUGGUUCCUUCAACAUCGUUCACAUUGUCCAGUUGGAAACCCUCAAGCUAGUGAUUAGGGUUCCCGCCACAGGUUGGGGCGCUGGAAUGACAAAGACAGCAGAAGAUGCCCUUGCAUCGCAAGUUGCGACCAUGUGUUUCAUUCGACAACAAACCGGUGCUCCUGUACCUGAGGUGUAUAGUUGGGACCCAACCAACGACAAUGAAGUUGGUGCGCCAUUCAUUUGCAUGAGCUUUUUGGCCGGAGAGACUGCAUCUCGUGUUUGGUUCAAAGACUCGAUCAACGCUGAGGAGCGAGAAGAAGUUCGUCUCAAUAUUUUGACUAGUCUUGCUAACAUCAUGGCCAAAUUCUCAUCUAUGAGCUUCGAUAAGAUUGGUUCGAUCAUGCAGGCAGAAGAUGGUAGCAUAUUUCUGGGACCUGUUUUAGAUUGGGACGAGCAAGAUGAUGGCAGCGUGCAAGUCAAAGCUGGUCGCACGUACUUCUCAGCAGUGGAGUAUCUUGCCUGCCACAUGGAUACUAAAGAAGAAAGGACUGCGUGGGAUCGUGCUGACAACAAGCUAACAAAGACCCUCCUGACUCUCUGGCCCGAUCUGGAUUCCCACUCCCGCUUUGUUCUGUGCCCACCCGACUUUGACUCCCAGAAUAUUUUGGUGGACGACAAAGGAGAUGUGACUGGCAUCAUCGAUUGGGAUCUGUGCCAAACCAUGCCGCCUCAUCAGGGGUAUGCUAGCUAUCCAGGUUGGAUCACAAGGGACUGGGACCCAUUGAUGUAUGGCUGGCCCGCCAUGGACACUGAGGACUCCCCGGAUACACUUCAACGUUAUCGGGACCACUACAACAAAGAACUUGGUAAAGCUCUUUCAUGGAAAGGGGACUGGGCUCUGACCGAACACUCCCACAUCACAGAAGCAGUAUGGCUCGCGGUUCUCAACAGGAUGAACAGGAGGGAUAUUCUUCGCAAGUUUGUCGAGGUUGCCCUAGAUGUCGACAGAAAAGAGGCUUUAGGCAUUUUCUAUGAUAUUGGAGACGAUUAUUAUGACGGGGAGGACUGGGAAGAGUUGAAAGAGAACCUGGGACUGCUGUUUGGAAGCGGAAGCUCGACACAUCAUUGCAGCAGCCCUGUGUGUCACACAACUGCCAGAACUCGUUGUGUGAAGCAGGAGCACUUGGAGGUCUGUCGUAAUUGUGGUGACGCGUGGUCGCUGAAGCACCAUUCCUCAUGCCCCUAUUGUCGGGGAAAGGAUGAAGCGGAGGAAGCCAGAAAUGAACGAGAGAGAAAGGCUGCGGAGAAGAAGAAGAAGAAGAAGAGCAAGUGGAACAAGUGA
Molecule: messenger RNA, 1686 nt
Organism: Fusarium oxysporum Fo47
Lineage: Eukaryota; Fungi; Ascomycota; Sordariomycetes; Hypocreales; Nectriaceae
Product: kinase-like domain-containing protein
Exons: 3
Coding region: 97-1686 (529 amino acids)
Source: RefSeq, a predicted model, not a curated record